This is a messenger RNA of Volvox carteri f. nagariensis, 1440 nucleotides long. RefSeq lists its product as uncharacterized. The transcript has 13 exons. Gene Ontology annotation, cellular component: membrane; intracellular membrane-bounded organelle. The record is from RefSeq and is a predicted model, not a curated record. The annotation marks the transcript as partial. Gene Ontology annotation, biological process: chloride transport; transmembrane transport. NCBI's taxonomy places the organism in Eukaryota, Viridiplantae, Chlorophyta, Chlorophyceae, Chlamydomonadales, Volvocaceae. Gene Ontology annotation, molecular function: voltage-gated chloride channel activity.
AAGGGCAAUGACGUGGAGAGCGCUCGAGUGAAUCACAACUUCACGCCGGAGGAGCGAGCCAAAUUAUCCCACGUGGAGUCCAUCGACUACCUGGCGCCCAAUAGCGCAACAUACCGCAAGUGGCUGGCUAGGCAGGCGACCCCCCACCGCCGCAACUGGGACCGGUGGGUGAUGAUGGGGUCCAUCGGAGUGGCCACUGGGCUGGUGGCUCACCUGCUGGAUACGAUGAUCGGGGUGCUGGCGGGGUUCAAGUACGGCGUCACCCGGUGGCUGCUGCUGCACACCAAUGUAGCGGUGGCCUGGCUGUUUAACGUGGUAGUCAGUGUGGCCCUGGUGGCGGCUAGCAGUGCCGCGGUGAUUGGCUGGGCACCCGAGUCCCAGGGGAGUGGGGUGCCGGAGGUGAUGGCUUACCUGAACGGCUGCAUGCUGCCCAAGCUGUUCAAUAUAGCCACGCUGGUGGUGAAGUUCGUGUCCUGCGGCCUGGUGGUGGCCAGUGGUCUGCCGGUGGGGCCCGAGGGACCGCUUCUGCACAUCGGGGCGGCCAUUGGGGCGGCGCUCAGUCAGGGCCAUUCGACCACACUCGGGUUCAAUACGAACAUGUUCAGGAGGUUCCGGAACCCCAAGGACAAACGCGACUUUGUGACAGCGGGGGUCAGUGUGGGAGUGGCGGCGGCCUUCAAUGCACCCAUCGGUGGUUUGCUGUUUGCAUUUGAGGAGGUGGCUUCCUUCUGGCAGCAGCGACUGGGGUGGCAGGUGUUUUACGCCUGCAUGUGCGCCACCCUGACCCUCAACCUGAGCAGAUCCGUGGGCAAGGCCUUGCAGGGGAAGGGCACAUUUGGCUGGUUCGACAAGGAAGUGGCGUUUGAGCAAAUCGGCAUGUCGUUCUCCAGUCACGUGCUGGCGGUCGUCCCCGCAGCGGCUAUUGGGCUGUUGUCCGGUCUGAUGGCCAUUGCGUUCACCAUCGCAAACAUCAAGGUGACUCGGCUUCGCUCCAUGCUGACUGGUCACCUGCGCUGGAAGCGGGCUAUAGAGCCUUGUGUGCUGGCUGCCAUGUACAUCACUGGCUGCAUGGUUCUGCCGCUGUUCUUCCCCUGCACCUCCACCGAGUGCGUCAUUGACGAUCUCGCAACGCUGCUGUUCAGCACCGGGGAGGAGGGCAUUAAGCACCUGCUGGCCCGCGGCACACACCGCCGUUUCGGCUACCGCGCCCUGAUUGUGAUGGGCGCCUACUACUUUGUAUUUGCGGUGCUGGUGGCGGGAAGUGCCGUGUCCUCCGGGCUGUUCGUGCCCAUGCUCAUGAUCGGGGCGGUGCUGGGGCGGGUGUGUGGACUGGCCACGGUGGACAUUGCUCAGGCGCUGGGGAAGAGAUGGUCCGUGGGUGAGACAAGGGGGACGCGGAGAGAGGGGGGAGCGGAAUGCGGGGACGGAUAUUGGGGAUAA